Molecule: messenger RNA, 2262 nt
Organism: Leishmania braziliensis MHOM/BR/75/M2904
Lineage: Eukaryota; Euglenozoa; Kinetoplastea; Trypanosomatida; Trypanosomatidae
Exons: 1
Coding region: 1-2262 (753 amino acids)
Molecular function (GO): zinc ion binding
Source: RefSeq, a predicted model, not a curated record
AUGCCUCUCUACAUUCCAAAUCCUGAUACGUUUAUCUGUGCCGGGUGGCAGUGCGCCUGGGACGCGGACGCACUUGCCGACCUUCGGCAGGACUGGCUGCAGAGCAUCUACCGCGCCCUUCCCAUGCCUUCUGUGUGCGAAGAGAGCAUAGCCCUCUCCUCUGAAGCGUCCUCAUCCUCCUCCUUCCCAAGCUCCCCAGUUGCCACUUUCGUCGAAGUACUGCGGCAGAGAAGGUCAGCGCUGAAUGAAGCCCUCGCGCAGGAGCUCCAUUUGGGGAGGAGCCGGCGCUGGGGACGCGGUGCUGGCCAACGGGCGGGCCGCACUGAACACAACCUGGAAAAUCAGGAUAGUCUGCCAGCCCUAUCAUUGCCCGGCAGCGCCGCAGUGGGCGACAUAGCACUCUCUCGGAUGCAGGCGUCGUGGGUGAGGGCGGCAGCUCUGCACCUGCUGCGCAACACAGGCAGCGCCAGUGAAAGCUUCCCUGUGAAAGCCACGGCCAACGACUACGCAGAUGCCGAGGUGCCGCACCGCCGUCAUUCCAGCGCGGAGGAGGACAGCCAGAAGAACGUGCUUUCCGCCUACUGCUGGGCGGUGUGCGACGCAUGUGGCAAGCUCCGUCGUGUCGCACAGCCCUUCCCUGGCGGCGCCCCCUUCGUGUGUGCGAUGGCGGUGACAACAUCCUCAUCCUGCCGCGCCGCCCGCGGCGGCAACGCUCCGCAUUGCAACUCAGCGUCUAGCCUUGACCAUGCGUGUAGUGUGUCGGAGAUGGAAGGGCUUAUGCAAUGCAACAUGAAACUCUGCGAGGCAGAGCUAAUCUACGCCGCCCUCUCAUCCCCCUUCCUCCCAUACCCUCUCAGGUCACAGCUGUCCUCGCUCUGUCGGCGACAGACCAGCGUCAAGGAUCCCCAGGAGUCGGCAGAGCGAUUGAGCAGGGCUGAUGUGGCGCACGUUUUGCUUUCUGAGCCGCUACUGCGGACAAUUCGGUCCAGCGUACGGGAGUCGAUGAGGAAGGGGACCCCCAGUCGCACUGCUUAUCAGAGACAUCGCGCCUCUGGCGCCGCUGCCGCUUCCACUCCGGGCUCGACGAAGCCGCGUCGCAAGGCCUCAGCAUCGGAACUAAAUGACGCUGAUCCCGAACUGGCAGAGAGGGAGCUCUUCCUCUAUCGCUCACUCCCCAUCUUGCGCGAGCUUGCCCGCACCAUAAAGGCGCGGAGCAUCAGCGCCUUUGUGCGGCAGCUACAGCUCACCCCAGCGCAGAUUCAGGCAAAGCGUGAGGCGGUGAUGCUAGACUCCCUCCUCAGUGAUCACCAGCGCACCUCCAUUACCGGAGGCAGCAGCGGCACCGCAAAAGGGAGGGCCGCGGCGGUGAUUGCCACGACGAGCGAGGCAGAGACGGCGCACGAGAAGGUGAAGCUGGAGGAAGGGGCCACUGCGAGCACCGAACCUGCGGAGCGUUUACCACCGCACCCCACCCGCACACAGACAAGAGAACCGUCAUCCAAGUUAGCGCAGCUUUUUACUCCGGAAGAGGCACCGCCAGCAGCCAAGAAGGAACCUAUAAAAGUGGAAGCUGUCAGCGGCAGCGAAGUUGCCCUGCCUCGGCCGGUGGUGGAGCGGACACCAGCUCGAUCAAGGCGGCAGCUACCCUAUGAAACAGUACCGCGGACUUUGGAAUGCCAGCAAGGUCUCGAAAAUGAGACUGCUCAGCAGCCACAGCAGCAUACCGCCCCUGCUGCACCUCGAAAGCGCGGGCGACCACCUCGUCAGUGGACUGAAGUGCCGUCAAAGUCGGUGGUUUCUGGGUCCCAGGUAACUACAGAGGCGACGGUUGUCACUGGAGAUGCCAACACGCCGUCCCCUCGCCGCCGCCGGCGGCGUUGCGAGAAAGUUCCAGGGAAGGAGGAAAAGACAGCAGCGAGUAGUGUGGUUCCUGCAGGAAAGGGUGAGGCAGUAGCAGAGCUGGCAGGCUCACUGGCACCGCCGCCACGUGGACGACCGCGCGGACGGCCACUCGGAAGCGGCUCAGCGAAGCGGAGGCACAGCCAAGGUUCCAAGGACGAAGAUGCGGAAGUGAAGGCUGCAAAUGGCGGCAAGUGGGAGGUGGUGCAUUGGGUGCAGUGCGAUCUGUGCUGCAAGUGGCGCAUCGUACCGAAGCGCGUGCCGGCCAAAGUCAAGUUUUGGGAGUGCACGAUGCGCUACGACGAGGUGCGCGGCCGGACCACUACCUGCGACGACCCAGACGAUGCCGAGAUCUCCCCGUGA